UGGGUGGGAUGAUAAGAUGAUGGGGAAGUUUGAUGGGGGGUUGGGGACGGUGGUUAUUGUGAGGUAUAGGGAUACGCCUGUUGGCCCCUACGACGAACUCCUGCUCGUCCCCGGCAACUUCACCGUCCCACAACCCACGACCACCCCAUCUGGCCAGCCCCACAUCAAAAUCCCAAAGAAAGCCCAACGCAUAUCCCGCAUCUACGUGUCUCAACGCACAACGACCUACAACGGCCGUCUAAACUGGAACAUCCCCAAACAGCUCGCACGAUUUUCCUUCUCCGCACCACCUACUGCGCCCGGCGCCUCGCCUCCAUCCACUCUCACAGUGCAAGUCUUCCCGCCUGGCACCAAAGAAGGCGACGGUGGAGCACCCUUCUUCGCUUGUACUCUCAAACCCUGGCAAUGGGUUCCUCCAAUGCCGUUGAACACGAAAUACCUUCCACUCAGCAUGGCCGCCGCGCAACCUCCCCUCCCAUCCGCCUCGGGAUAUGAACAAGCGGUUAAAGAGGUUCAAGAAGGCCUAAAAGUAGACGACUAUGACACGGAUGUCAAGAAGAUGGAAGCGGUGCUAGUGGGUACGCAGAAGUGGCGGGCGUUCGAUAUCGCGGCGGUUACGCCGAGAGCGAGGGGAUGCUGGGUGGAAGUGCAUGAGAAGAAGGAGAGUGAGGUUUUGGAAGAGAGGGGAAAGAAUUGGUGGCCAAGGGGACUGGGUGCGUGGAGUGUGGGCGCUUGGAUGGAGGAUGUGGAUUGGAGGUUGGGGGAGGUGGUGGAGUGGACGGUGUAGGUGUGGGUAUGGGGGUGCACUGUGUUUGGCUAAGCUACGCAUCAUCUCAUCUCUUGUAGAGAGGGUUGAGGAGCGAGCGCCGAUGGUUCCCCUUCGAAGCGUAGGGAAGUGAAAAGCGCGCCUGCUGUGCGUUUGUUUACACUGCCUAAGUGCAGUUGCCUUGAAAGCGCGCACGAGUGCAAACCACGUAUGAUUAGACCCUUAUCGUCACUUUGCUGUCGCUUUGCUCUCAGUCUAGCAACAUCUGGUUUGGUUACCGCGCGCACGCUCAACUUCAACCACAUUAUCUUCACUCGAUUGCAUUGCUAUUUUCACAUUCA
Molecule: messenger RNA, 1107 nt
Organism: Alternaria rosae
Lineage: Eukaryota; Fungi; Ascomycota; Dothideomycetes; Pleosporales; Pleosporaceae
Exons: 2
Coding region: 17-787 (256 amino acids)
Source: RefSeq, a predicted model, not a curated record